AGUACUCCAUCCCCGUCCACAAAUACUUCUUCCCCCUCAUCUUCCUCCUGGGGAUGUUCCUGUGGUCCCUGCUUGAGUACCUCAUCCAUCGCUUUGUCUUCCACAUGAAGCCACCCGCUAGUAACUACUAUCUCAUCACCCUGCAUUUCUUGCUGCACGGGCAGCAUCACAAGUCGCCCUUCGACAGCUCCCGCCUGGUCUUCCCACCCGUGCCGGCCUCGCUGGUCAUCGGCUUCUUCUACGGCGUCCUGCGGCUCCUGCUGCCUGAGGUGCUGGGGCUCUCGGUGUUCGUCGGGGGGCUCUGUGAAGGCCCCUACCUGUACGGCCUGAAGGCUUACCACGUCAAGCACCACUUUGAACACCAAAAAGCAGGCUUUGGCAUCAGCACCCGCUUCUGGGAUCACCCCUUCCGGACGCUCAUCCCCGAGGAGGAGACCUUUGAGAAAGAGGACUGA
Messenger RNA from Apaloderma vittatum (bar-tailed trogon), 455 nucleotides. RefSeq names its product fatty acid 2-hydroxylase (gene FA2H). The record is from RefSeq and is a predicted model, not a curated record. Gene Ontology annotation, cellular component: endoplasmic reticulum; membrane. The annotation marks the transcript as partial. Gene Ontology annotation, molecular function: fatty acid 2-hydroxylase activity; iron ion binding. Gene Ontology annotation, biological process: fatty acid metabolic process; lipid biosynthetic process. The transcript is spliced from 4 exons. NCBI's taxonomy places the organism in Eukaryota, Metazoa, Chordata, Aves, Trogoniformes, Trogonidae.